UUUUAUACUCUUUUGUUUUCACGCUAAUUUUCCAAUAGCAAUCGGCUUACAAGUAGUUGAAUUGUUCAACACUUUUAUGGCCGGCGAGUGGAGCGUUGACCCCCAGAGUGAAAUGCAAAAGUUCGCGCUAAGAACCAUGAAUUAAUUUGGCGAGCAAACAAUCCGAACAAUACAAACAGAAAAUAUAAUUAAAAGCCGCAAGAGGCAAGGGGAAUAAAAGGGAAUUUUGUAGUGCCGACGCGGAAAACAAAGGCUGUCAAAUCUAUAAAUAAGACUGGGGUGGUAGUUAUGCAAAUUGAUUGCAAAAAUCCACCUCAGCCGCAUUUCAGUGGUUUUGCCCUUUUACGGCGCGAAAAGGUCAACCGCUGAAGACAAUCGCACGGAGAGUCUUGAAAAAAAGUGAGAUUAAAUUAUUUGAAAUACACUUUCUUGACCUCUUCCAUCGACCGACUGGGCUGACUGUCCAUAUGCGUGACAUAACACCGUAAUUCAUAUUAGACGCCACUUUCGUGCUAUCCCAUUGCAUUUUAAUGCAUACUUAAUGCAACACGCGAUCUUCCGCCGAGUACCGCCGGGGAGAAUAGAAAAGCUGGGGAAUCAAAGUCACCAACGUCCGUAUACUAAGUACAUACGAUGUCCCUCAGUGCAUUUGAGUCAGAAGCAACUCCGCUCGAGUUCCUGCCGGGCGGUUUUUUGGCCGAAAACCUUCAGUCGUUUGGCGGCUCUUAACGUCCUUACAUCGUGCUCUUGUGCCGGCUCCCCUUUUCGGUCUAAUAAAAGUGAAUAAAUAUAAUAAAACCAUCAGGGCUCUGAUUUACCCAACUUCUGAAAAGAGACCAUUAAUGAAUAGGAGUUCAAAGGAAACUCCCGAGUGUAUUCGAAGGAACUCAUAAUUGCAAUGAAAAUGUUUGAUAUUUCAAAGUUUUUUUCUCUACGAAGACCACAAGGUAGUAGUAAAAUGGACCGCUACGAGAAACUCAGUCGGCUGGGCGAGGGCUCCUAUGGCGUUGUCUACAAGUGCCGGGAUCGGGAGACGGGCGCAUUGGUGGCGGUCAAGAGGUUUGUGGAGUCCGAGGAUGAUCCGGCCAUCCGGAAAAUUGCACUGAGAGAGAUAAGGCUACUGAAGAAUCUCAAGCAUCCGAACCUGGUUUCCCUCCUGGAAGUGUUCCGGCGGAAGCGUCGCCUGCACCUGGUGUUCGAGUUCUGUGAGCUGACCGUGCUCCAUGAGCUGGAACGCCACCCACAGGGCUGCCCGGAACAUCUGACGAAACAAAUCUGCUACCAGACGCUCCUAGGGGUGGCCUACUGCCACAAGCAGGGCUGCCUGCACCGGGACAUCAAGCCGGAGAACAUCCUGCUAACGGCCCAGGGUCAGGUGAAGCUAUGCGAUUUCGGGUUCGCCCGCAUGCUGAGUCCGGGGGAGAAUUACACAGACUACGUGGCCACCAGAUGGUACCGGGCUCCGGAGCUACUCGUGGGCGACACCCAGUACGGCACCCCCGUGGACGUGUGGGCCAUCGGCUGCCUGUUCGCCGAGCUGGUGAGGGGCGAGGCCCUCUGGCCCGGCCGGAGCGAUGUUGACCAACUGUACCUUAUCCGCAAGACCCUGGGGGACCUGCUGCCGCGACACAUUCAGAUUUUCGGACAGAACGAGUAUUUCAAGGGCAUCACCCUGCCGGUACCGCCCAACCUGGAGCCGCUGGAGGACAAGAUGCCGCCCAAAUCGCUGCAGAACCCGCUGACCAUCGACUUCCUGAAGAAGUGCCUCGACAAGGAUCCGGCCAAGCGAUGGUCCUGCGACAAGCUGAUCAAGCACUCGUACUUCGAGGACUACAUCGCCAAGCAGCGAGAGCUGGAGCACGCCAACAGCCUGGAGGCGGCCUCCUUGCGGCAGCAGCAGCUCGCCUCCCAGCAGUUCAUGCUUGCCACGGCGGCCCAGCAGCUGCAAACGGGUCCCGCCCAGGCGGCCGCAGUUGCCGCAUCUCGUGACAAAUCAAAGACUUCAAACACCUCGUUGCCGCUAUUACCAAGCACAACACAUCAUCACCAUCCGCAUCAGGAUUUUAUGAAACUGCAGUCCCUAAACAAGAAUGGAACACUUCUCCAUCGCAGUGAACACCAUCUGCCCACAAUCUGAGUAAAAGUUGCAACUAAAAUUUGUCCUUAUUUUACAGAAUUUAUAUUGUUUACUGCUAAUAAUAAAAGGAUAAGAGUACUUCAAACGUAA
Drosophila ananassae is the source of this 2227-nucleotide messenger RNA. RefSeq names its product cyclin-dependent kinase-like 1. Gene Ontology annotation, molecular function: cyclin-dependent protein serine/threonine kinase activity; ATP binding. Lineage: Eukaryota; Metazoa; Arthropoda; Insecta; Diptera; Drosophilidae. The coding region runs from base 899 to 2137 and encodes 412 amino acids. Gene Ontology annotation, biological process: protein phosphorylation. The transcript is spliced from 4 exons. The record is from RefSeq and is a predicted model, not a curated record. Gene Ontology annotation, cellular component: nucleus.